Neltuma alba is the source of this 1048-nucleotide messenger RNA. RefSeq names its product F-box protein At3g07870-like. The transcript is spliced from 2 exons. The coding region runs from base 53 to 427 and encodes 124 amino acids. NCBI's taxonomy places the organism in Eukaryota, Viridiplantae, Streptophyta, Magnoliopsida, Fabales, Fabaceae. The record is from RefSeq and is a predicted model, not a curated record. Gene Ontology annotation, molecular function: protein binding.
CGAACCCAGUGUCAUUCAAGAUUAUCAUCAACCCUUUCCCUCCAGCAAGAAGAUGGCGAUUGGAGGCGACGAACCCUUGUUGCCAUUCGAGAUUAUCGUCAACAUUCUCAAAAGGCUUCCUGUCAAAUCCAUCGUUCGAUUUCGAUGUGUCUGUAAAGAUUGGAAAAAUCUCUUCAAAUCCCCAUCUUUCAUCGCUGAACACUUACGCCACUCUGAUCGCAAAAACCCUUUGCUUCUCCUCCAGGAAUACAAUUGCUAUGAUAGACGUGCGUACUUCUGUUUGCUUGAUCAUAAGAUGGAAGCCGUUGAAUCUUUUAGCACACCCCCCAAUUGGGGUGUUACUGGUUCCUGCAAUGGCUUGCUUUGUGUCAAAAUCUAUCUUUAUCGAAACGGGUUUCCUGUUUACCCAAUGAUUAGAGAGCCAUAGAGACAAUUCCAUGGAUAUAAGGGUGAUGGAGCUGGUUGCUACUGAAUUUGGGAGGCGUUUGAGUUGUCAGAGUAUAUCUUUGACACAUUUCCACAUGCUUCAGAUCCUGUAUGUAUUUGGAGGAAUGAAAUAGUUUUCUUAGGCAUUGAAUGUGAGAUUGAAGCAGGACGAUGUACCAGUGUACUUUCUUAAUCUGUUCAAUCUCACUACUAAAAAAUGGAAGGAGUUCCGCAAAUUUCCAUCUGCCCAUUAGUGCCAUGCGGGUUUCAAUUAUGAAAGUAGCCUUGUGUCUGUUUGGAACACCGAGGUUGAAUAGCCUUGCUCUGAAUAUGAUUCUUAUUUCUGCAUUUCAGGUUUCUUUCGUCUUUAAUCCACCAAACCUUUCCGCAUUUUGGAUGUAUCCAUGAUCCUUGAGGCCCCUUUGAACAGUGAUUUGGAAUGGGGAAAUUUAGUACUAGUUUGUUUCAAACUUUAGUUUAGCUUUCUGUAUCAUCAUAUGUUCAAUUCUCAUGUAUGAAUAUAUAGUUCAGUUGAUGAUAUGUAAUCUUUUGUGGGUUUUAUUGGCCACUUAAUAUGCUAAGAGGGAAGGAAGGGCUAACCUCAUCCCAGAUUAAUGCUUCU